This is a messenger RNA of Entamoeba invadens IP1, 1218 nucleotides long. RefSeq lists its product as hypothetical. The coding region runs from base 1 to 1218 and encodes 405 amino acids. The record is from RefSeq and is a predicted model, not a curated record. NCBI's taxonomy places the organism in Eukaryota, Evosea, Mastigamoebida, Endamoebidae. The transcript has 2 exons.
AUGUCUUCCUUCAAAGAAAAGAUAUCAUUCUACAAACUUUCUCCCAUAGAAGUGGAAGUCGAGAAAUGCUGUAGAGACGAUCUUAAAGGUGUUAAGGAGAAACACGUUAAAAAAGUGAUCGAACUGACACUACAAUAUCCAAACUCCGUCAAAGAAGCAUUACUGAAGCGUUUUAAUAAACCAUUUACCCCGAAGUCAUACACCAACUUUGUAUAUCUCUCUUUACGACUUUUACUCACGGAAGUCAACCCACUCUUUGUUCUCUCGUUUUCUCAAUACUCGGCACCCUUUGAAACGUUAUAUCGCAAAAUAACAUCCGAGUCCAAUAUCUUUAUAUUAACUUUAUCGCAGUACAUUGAUUAUAAUAUAACACUUGGGAAGAAAGAAAGAAAAUUGGAUCCAGACUAUGUGUGGAGUUUAAUGUAUGAAGUGAAGUACCAAUUUAACUUCUUUUAUCUCUUUCAAACACUCGAAGACAUGCUCCUCUUAUUAUGCUCUUGCGAUUACGCAGAUCAAGGUAUCUAUACAACAGAAACAUUCUUCGAUUUGGUACAAGUAGUCACUAUUCACGUCUCUAUAAUCUAUGUCAUGACUCUCGGGGCUUUACGUGAAACUAUUAAUGGCUUUCUUGUUGUGAUUGAAAACACCAUUUUCGACAAUUUAGAAGUCUGUCUUGACAAGUUUUUAAAAGUGAUGGCGGCUACUGUCGAAUACUUCUCGACAGAGUCCAUCCCUAAAACUAAACAACGAACUCCCGUCGUCCAUCUCCUCGACAUCUCACAAUUCAUUCAAAUCAUUAAACUCCGUCGUAAAAUCGAGUUCGACCCGACACUUCAGAAACAACUCUUCCCAUUCGACCAAUGCGGUGUUGUCGUUCGCGAGAGUCUGAAAAUGGUCGACAACGACAUAACAUUGUUUAAACCAUGUGCUCAGUUUGACUCAGCACUUCGCGAAGAUAGGUCGUCCUCAAGGUCAUCCAGUCGUGGCAAAGGAGAUGGGAAGAGUCAUCUGAACUUCUUUUCGAAGAGUGGUAUGAUAACUCCUCCCAAACAGAAGCAAGGAGUGAACAAAAGUCGGUCUUUUUGUAUCACCGAUCAAAACGAAGACAUUAUAGAGACUCCAAAGAAUGUGAAAAAGAGAGAGAAAAUUAUUAUUAAACACCACGAAGACUCCGAUCCCCAAAACAAAGGAAUAAUGCUUGAGUCGAGCGAACAAUAG